CGGGAGGGGGAGCUGCCGUUGCCAGGCAACGCCGCAGCGGGCCGGGGAGCGGCCUGGUGGGACCCGAAGCGGAGCAGGUCUGUCUUCAGUGAGAUUCAGCAGUAACCUUUAAUGAUGGGAGACAUCCUAGCUUAUGAAGCCGAGUUACUUGGGCUGGUGAAAGAGUAUUUAGACUUUGCAGAGUUUGAAGACACAGUGAAAACGUUUACAAAGGAAUGUAAAAUAAAAGGGAAGCCAUUACCUAAAACAGCAGGUGGUUCCUUGAGAGACUCAAAGGCUUUGAUUAUCCAGAAGGAUCUGCUUACAGCAUUUGAAGAUGGAGAGCAGAAAGUUUUCUUUGAACUUUGGGAGGAGCAUAUUUCCUCUUCACUCCGAGACAAUGAGCCUCUUGCCCAGAAGCUGGAAUUUUAUCUUCACAUCCACUUUGCCAUCUACCUCUUGAAGCACUCCGUGGGCAAGCCUGACAAAGCUGACUUUGAUGAAAGGAUUUCUCACUUUAAAACAUACCUGGAGACGAAAGGGGCGGCACUGAGCCAGACCACAGAAUUCCUCCCCUUUUAUGCUUUGCCUUUUGUUCCCAACCCCAUGGUCCACCCAUCAUUUAAAGAACUCUUUCAGGAUUCUUGGAUGCCGGAGUUAAAGACGAGGUUGGAAAAGUUCCUGUCUCUGACUCUCAAAGCCAGUCAUGCCCCAAGGCUUCUCACUUUAUAUAAGGAGAAUGGACAGUGCAGCAAAGAAAUCUUGCAGCAGCUUCAUCAGCAGCUGGUGGAGGCUGAGCACAGGAGCAUGACCUACCUUAAACGGUUUAAUAAAAUCCAGGUAGACUAUCACAAUCUCAUCGGGGUCACUGCUGAGCUGGUGGAUUCCCUCGAGGCCACAAUCAAUGGCAAGAUGAUCACACCAGAAUAUCUUCAAAGUGUCUGUGUUCGUUUGUUUAGCAAUCAAAUGAGACAAAGUAUAGCACAUAGUAUUGACUUCACAAGGCCUGGAACUGGAUAUUACUCUCUGAGCCCUUGUGAUGAUGGAUAUGCAUCAACAAUGUUAAGAGCAUCUUUAGCCCCUGUGAAAAUGCAGGAAGUGCCAUUGUUACCCUCUUUGGAUUAUGAGAAGCUGAAGAAAGAUCUGAUCAGUGGGAGUGAUCGUCUUAAAGCUUUCUUACUGCAGGCUCUGCGCUGGCGCUUGACGACGUCUCAUCCCGGUGAGCAGAGAGACACCGUCCUGCAGGCUUAUAUCAGCAAUGACCUACUGGAUAUCCAUAACAGUAGCCAGAGAAAUGUGCUAAAAUUGCUACAUUCCAAGAGUGAGGUGGUCCGACAGUAUGUGGCGAGGCUUAUCAAUGCUUUUGCUUCGCUGGCAGAAGGUCGGCUCUACCUUUCCCAGAACCCAAAGUUGCUGCGAGUGCUGGAGGAAAGGCUGAAAGCUGAACACAAGGAUUCCCUUACACGGGAGAAUGUUCUGGGGGCUUUGCAGAAAUUCAGCCUCAGACGUGCCUUGCAGUCAGCUAUGAUCACUGAUGGGCUCAUUUUCUGGCUGGUUGAUGUUUUAAAGGAUACGGACUGCCUGUCAGAUUACACGCUGGAAUAUUCUGUCGCCUUGCUCAUGAAUCUUUGUCUCAGGAGUUCAGGGAAGAAAAUGUGUGCGAAAGUUGCAAACCACGUGCUCAAAGUUCUCUCUGAUCUCCUUGGCCAUGAGAACCAUGAGAUACAGCCCUAUGUGAAUGGAGCGCUGUACAGCAUUCUUGCUAUCCCUUCUAUACGAGAAGAAGCCAGAGCAAUGGGAAUGGAAGAAAUUCUGCGGUGCUUCAUCAAGGAAGGAAACGCCGAGAUGAUCCGGCAAAUUGAAUUCAUUAUCAAGCAACUCAAUUCAGAAGAGCCAUUGGAUGAUAGUGUUGAGUCUGAUGAUGAAGAGGAGGAUGAAGAUGAUGAAGAGGACCGUCAUACAAUGGAGGCUGAUCUGGACAAAGAUGAGGUGUUACAACCUCAGCUGGGAGAGCUAUCAGGAGAGAAGCUGCUGACAACAGAGUAUUUGGGAAUAAUGACCCAUACACCAAAAGUGAAGAAGAAGCUGUUUCCUGGUGUCCAUCAGAGCAUAGAUGAGCCUCUCCAGAGACCAGUCACCCCAAGCUAUCACAGAGCUGCAUACCCAACGCCAGAAAAUGAUGCCAUUUCUUCACAUGGCAGGGAUGGCAAAUUCCAGUCUAUGCAGAACUGUCGUCCUCCCACUCGGAGCGGUAGCAGGUCCAGCACUUCUGACUUUUACAUUUCCUCUGCAUCAAUUGAAACAGACUCAUCCCAGGUGUUCUCAGUGGGUCUCAGAACGGAUCAACACGUCUCAGAAGUUACUGAAGUCCUGUGUGCCCGAUCCACUGAUUUUGUCCAGGACAAAAUUAAUGGGCAAUCAGACAGCAGCGAGUUUUCCUCUGCCUUCACUGGCAAACGUAGGGUCCCCCGCACUCCCGAAGUGCAGAGUCCCAGCCCUCGAAAGGGAAAGAUCCCAACCAUUGCACCACAGUUCUCACAGUCUGGACCGCAGCAAACAAGCCGGCCUAGCUCUUCGGGAUCAUCUACAAGAAGCAGGCAGAGCAGCCAGUCCUCUAGGAAGUGAGAACAGUUCCUUUCUUCAGCAACCACCUGGCUUAUCCUUUAAGGACACAGGUAGCAUCUUGUAACAAGACUCCUAGCUUCACUGGCAGCGGCCCCAGAGGAGAGUGAGGUUAUCAACACUCCACCGCAUAUGCCUUGCACGUGGUUCAGGGAUUAUCUGAUGGGAUGUGUCCCCUCCUGGUUAAAACAAGAGACCUUCUCAGGAAUCACGAUUCGGGUAGCAGCACCGCUCCAGCAGCAGACGAGGACUGGUUGGGUAGAUGUACGCAAUCCAACUAUUCCUGAAGCGACAUUGCUGAAUAGCAUUAAAUAGUGUGUGUAUGUGUGCCUUCCCCCUACUCCACCUAGGGACUGCCCUGGGGAGAAGGUCCAUAGGGCUGAUGUAAUGAGCUGGCUGAAGUGUACUGUUUACAUGUUGUUCGCUAGACCAAUUUCUGGACCUGCUUUUUAAACUGGCCCUUGGUUUAUGAGCUGAGGGGAUGGAACAUCUACGUACAGGGAAACUUCAGCAGCCAAGAAAGACCAUGUGUCUGGUUCUGCGCUGACUAACACCUCAUGCAAUCAUGUUCACUUCAUGGGACUUACAUGCAUGUAAGUGAGCUCUGAAUUUGGCCCGCUGAGAUGUGUGCUGGGUGCUUGAUCAACAGGGAUCCUAGUCUUCUGUGAUGAAAACCCCAAAAUUCUCCUAUAAAAAAAAAUUAAAAAUCCACCUUUUUAGGUGAUGAAAAUGAAACACAGAACUUUCGUUUCCCAAGUCACCAUAUCUAUAGGUAUCAAUUGAACACGAUGUUUUAUUGGUAUAUUUACAAUUUGUAAGCGAGUUCAAAGCCUACCAGUGCCAUCAGUCCUUAAAAUAAAAUAAAAUGAAUAGAAUUGCAAUUUGUAUUUCUUGCAUAUACCAGAUACAUCUAUGUCUGUAUUCUAUACAGUGGAACCCCAUUUAUCUGAUCUAACUGGAAUGGUGGCAGAUCCGCUGAAGCCCAAGCUCUGCCGCCCGGGGCUGACAGCUCCAGUUUGGUUAUGAUGGACAGCUGGAUAAUGGAGGCUCCGCUAAAGUGUAUGUCUUUAUUUUUUCACAAAAUGUAAAAGCUGAAGCUUCUCUGUAAAAACGCCAAUUGUGCGUUUUUCCGUGGCAAAUGGAUUUCUAGGAUCCCUGUUCAUCCACCUUAUUUGAGAAGUGUGAGUCUGAGGUAUGGGGGGGAAUCUUUUGCAGGUAUUAGUUGGUGUGUACUCAGCAGGCAGUGUUCCGACUCCUCCACCGGGAAGGUGCGUGUGGACCUGCUCCAUUCUGCUGAAGAAUAUAAAAUGGGCAAAGGAGCGACCGGUGGCAACUGAAGCAAUAUUUCACCAUUGCCCAAAUGCGUGGCAGUGCUUUCCAGUAGGGAUCUGCUCAGCAGCCUUCCCUGAGGGCACCGACCCUUGCGGAGCAUGCAUCCUGUUUUUAAAACCCAUUGAAUGAAUAAUCCGCUUUCUCACUCGGGAUGAAGAACUGUUUUCUCCUUGUGAGUCCCUGAGCCAGUCUCGAGCAAUUCUUCCUUAACACAACCCUCCAAAGUGCACCUGGGUAUCCUUCCUUGACCCUUUGUCACCCUCUGUGACAUUCCUUACAUCUGACUUUGAACAAUGAUCUGUUACAUCUUCUUGUGAAAUCUUAGCAGGAACCGGUUUUCUCAAAAUAGACUUGAGCUGUUCUUCAGUAAAUGUAAAGUGGAAGGUGAGUGGGUCAAUCACUGAAUAAGAACUAGAGCAGUUAAUCCUAGCAGUGAUUUAUGAUGCAGAAAUUUGUUUUGUUGUUCAUUCUUUUAAAUGUAGCAGCGAUCAGGAAACACUGCAAUAGCCACCGGGACUGGCUUUUCAGUAAUAUCCCGUCAGGUGUCAGCACUGAUGGAAACAAAAACAAGAAGCCCUCUUCCAAAUCCUGCACAAUCUGCCUUUGUAGUCUGGCUGCUGACUGGGGGAGAGGGAUGGGACAGCCAGUGCUUUUUCACUUUUUUACAUGUUCACUUUUCAAAACCAAACAUCGGGGUGCAGGGAGAGAGAGAGAGAGGGGAGUUGAGGCCUUUUGUGCUGGGAUUACUGCAUGUGAGGAAAGCAAGUCGAAAACCUUAGACAUGAUAAAGCAACACUGAAUUGAGAGCAUUUGCAAAUUAGAAUGAACCUGAUGGUGGUUUAAAUGGCCCACUGCCUUUGAAACAAAAAUGUCAUCACUUUCCCAUAGGAAAGAAAUGGUUGAAUUGUCAUUGAUGGCUUAUACUGAACGGAAAGAAAGUUUUACACUUGGAUUUAGACCUUGGGUGGCAAAUUUCAGCCUAGGGUGAUAUUAAAUAGUCAGGGUCAGUUCUUAAUUGGUGCAAAUUGGCAUUAAGUCCAUUGAGCACAGUGAAACUGUGCCGAUUUACUGCGAAUGGGGCUGAGGAACAAACCCAAACCCUUGGACAUUAGACUUCAUUUUGGAAUUGGGCAAAUACUGAUGGGUUUGAAAUAUUGCAAUUUACAAAGACCAGAUCACUUUGUAAUUUUAAUUUGUCCACAGGAAGGGUAAAGUAAUCAGGAAAUCAGCCGUUCUUACAUAGUUCCAUAUCUGCAUAGGACCAAAAGUGAUUGUGGGUCCUCUUUGACCUCUGUCCUCUAUCAUUUUAAAACUUUCUUUAAAAAUCUUUAUGCCAGAGAAAAAACUCGGGGAGGGGGAGAUCCAACUCCUUAUGCAGAUCUCCCCAUCUUUACUUGGGAGAGGCAAAUGCCAUCAGGUGAAAAUUCCUGCUGAUUCCUAAGAAGGCUGCGACAGACAGAAUAUUAACAUCCCAAGGGUGGCUCUGUGGAGGUUUGAUGGGGUUAAGUGUCAGUCUAGCUAGCUUUGCUUUUUCCUCUUAAGCAUUAUCUUUUUCCAAUGUAAAAUAUCAAGACUACUUGUUACAAAUGGGGUGCUAGGUAUGUGCAUUUGCAUUUCCUGAUACCCAGAAUUCCCUUUCAGUUCCGUUUUUUUAUUAUACAGCAGUGCUGGGGUUGACCUUAGAAAGAAUGGGCCUGCUUCUGUGAGAUGCGAGCAGCUUUUGUGAAGGGUUGAGCACUCUGUAUUUUAUUAAACUUAACAGGCCCGAUCCUUUGCUGGUGCAGAAAUCUAGUGUAACGCCUUUGAAUUUUUAACAAUGAGGCAGUUAACAUUGGAACAACUUACCCAGGGUUGUGGUGGAUUCUCCAUCACUGGCGACUUUUAAAUCAAGAUUGGAUGUCUUUCAAAAGAUCUAUGGUUUGCAGUAUUGUUGUAGCUGUGUUGGUCCCAGGAUAGUGGAGAGACAGGGUGGAUGAGUUAAUAUCGUUUUAUUUGGAUCUACUCCUGUUGGUGAAAGAGAGAAGUUUCAAUCUUAAUUCUGUGUAAGCUUAAAAGCUUGUCUCUCACCAGCAGACGUUAGUCCAGUAAAAGAUAUCACCACACCCACUUUGCGUGUCUCAGAUAUGCUGUAGUUCAAACAGAAAGUAACUCACAGUCCUGAGGCCUGUGUUGCGCAGGAGGUCAGAAUGCGGUCCCUUCUAGCUUGGAAUCGAUGACCGUCAGUGGAGUUACUCUGAAUUACACCAACUAAGGGUCAGGAUAAUUGAGGGCACAGAGCACCUUGCAGAAUUGGGCCCAAAUCAACAAGCCGGGGAGGGGAGAAAUAGUUCUUUCUUACAGGGGCCUUUACAAGUGAGGACUUUAUGGAGUUUUCCCCACUUUGAGCCACUAGACAUGUUGGAGUGUCAAUCUAUAAUUUGCAGACUUUAUCAGACUGUUUUUGUGCUACCCUCAGUCCACCUAAGUAAUUGACUAGAUAUGACAAUUUUCCAUCCAUUUUUGCAAUGAAACCGUGUGUGUGUUUAAACUACAUUCUCAGCAGUGCCAUUCCUAUUAAAGGCUGAUAAAGUACCUUUAUUCUGUGGAAAAGUUGGAAUGUCAAUCAUGCAGGCAGAACUUUUUCAGUCUCAUAAAUGUAAGUAUUGCUGUUGAUAAAGGGUUACAAGUAGCCAGAUAGUAAAAGAGGGAACAGGAUAACGUGCAUGCAAUAAAUUCUGCACCUCAUGCCUAAAGGAAGUUAGUCACUUUCACAUGCUCUCGAAAGGCUGCUGGUUGGUAAAACAUGCCCACGAUAAAUCCAUAAUCAGAACAGUGGAGAAUACCGUGCUUGAGUGCUUCAUUGCUUAGUUAAACCAGCUGUGUUCUUGUUUACAGGAAGCUAAUACAGCAGUUCCACAUAUGAAAAGAGGAAAGCGUUCUGGGGUCAAAAGGCUGUGAGUCUACUUUAAGUUAUAGAAAAGGAGUACUUGUGGCACCUUAGAGACUAACCAAUUUAUUUAAGCAUAAGCUUUC
Messenger RNA from Caretta caretta (loggerhead turtle), 6945 nucleotides. It is a transcript of the gene ARMC9, whose product is annotated as armadillo repeat containing 9. Gene Ontology annotation, molecular function: protein binding. NCBI's taxonomy places the organism in Eukaryota, Metazoa, Chordata, Testudines, Cheloniidae. Gene Ontology annotation, biological process: cilium assembly. Gene Ontology annotation, cellular component: centriole; ciliary tip; ciliary basal body. The record is from RefSeq and is a predicted model, not a curated record.